AUGAUGAAAAUCACUUUAAAUCGAAUCUUGCUUAGCGUCUUUCGUAGCACAUCACGAGUAAAAGCAAACAGCUCACAACUUAACGCGUUCGCUUUAGUGAACGACACAAACAUUCCGGAUCUCGUUGAAUCUACUUUGCGAAUGCUGUCGCAAAUCCCUAAGAAUAUGAGACGUAAGACGUUUGUAAAUUAUUUAGCAUCUCAGAGCAUAUUAUGGCAAGCAUUCUUGGGGACUUAUUUACACUUUGCAUUUUCUGAACUCAUGUUGAAUGGUGGAAGGAGACAAAGUAACGAAAAUCUACUUAAGCUUUAUGUCGUGCAGAAAUUGUUCACCAUUAAGAUUUCUCAACAGCUUCGUAUAUGCCCUGAGCAGGUCACCAAGAAAUUAAGACUUCGCCUGCUUUAG
Clunio marinus is the source of this 405-nucleotide messenger RNA. The record is from the annotation of a GenBank genome assembly. NCBI's taxonomy places the organism in Eukaryota, Metazoa, Arthropoda, Insecta, Diptera, Chironomidae.